AUGGCGACCCACGACGUGACGAUGGAGUUCGAGCUGGUCAAUUGUGAUGGAAACCACCGACGGUGGAUUUUUCCCGCGUGGCCGGUGAGGUGCGCCGGCGUGUUGAAAAGAAAAACGAAAACAUUAACUCCAUUGGCUGAAGCUAGAAGGUCACAAGAUACUGCCGCUGAUUGUUUUCCAGGAAUCCUAUCUUUGCAAGCAGAAGGUACCAGCGAUGGAGUCACCAACAGUUUUCCUUCGCCAUCGAGUGUCCAACCAGCUGGUUUAGAACAAUCGUUAAAUCAAGCAGGCAUACCGGGUUCUUCUCGCCUUGCCGGUGGAAAUCCUGGGCUAUCUGCUUCGACUUCUACAUUUGAGAAAACGAGUGUCUUUAUGAUCGAUGUAGGCCGCUCGGCCUGUUUGGUAGACACACGCGAGUGGUUACAAGGUGGCACAAGGGCCUUGGAUGCCGUUCUCGGUCUCUCUGCUGGUGGUGGUUAUCGGAUCGCACGCGGAGAUGAUCGCCGGAAAAUCGGAACUUGGGUCGUCGGGCCGGGUUUGCCGCUCUCGCCGGACCUUGCUGCUUGGACUGCUGAAAAUGGCUCGCCGAGAAUGGGGUGUGGCUCGGUUGGGUUCGCCGUCACGCCUGGAGGUUGGAGCUCGGAGGUCGAAUCGCGAGGAGGAGAGCCCGAUUCGGAUUUCAAUGUUGACGAGGAGGAAGAGUCUCAUUCGAGUGAAAUGGGUUUGGAUGCACCAAAGGACGAUAGUGACACGGUCACUGAUAUUCCAAAACCAAGAACAUCGAAAAUCCCCAAAUACAUCGAAACAACCCCAGCAAAAUCCUUCGUCUACACCAUCAAUUCCAUCUCCUUCCCCCCAGUCGCCCCCCACGACUUCGCCGCCGCGCAUUCUACCACAGUCUCCAUCUUCUCCGGCCAGACCCUUGACCACAGAUCCACGAUCUCCGACUUUUCCGACACCGUUGCAUCUGCCUCCUUCCGUGGCGACAGAAAGCUUCUCGCCGCCGGAGACCUGACAGGCAUCGUCGACGUGUUCGCGGCCCUCGAUUUGGAGCCGUCAAUUUCAGAAUCAUCCCGUGUCAUUUCCAGAAGACAUUGGCAUUAUUCUUCGAACGAGUGA
Messenger RNA from Striga asiatica, 1119 nucleotides. Lineage: Eukaryota; Viridiplantae; Streptophyta; Magnoliopsida; Lamiales; Orobanchaceae. The record is from the annotation of a GenBank genome assembly.